ACCAAGAAGAGAUUUGCUUCAUCGUUUCUUCCGUUGUUGUUUUACUUACUUUACCUCGCUGUCCAGACAACAGGAGUUUGAAAGAAAUACCGAGAGCGUGGUGCCGCUCUUCUCCAUAACGUAUUUCUUGACGAUAACCUUUGCAAUUGUCUCUUGCCUAAGGCUGAGCUGCAUAAGAAAUAAUGUCUGGCUUGCAAGCUGUGGAGUGGUUUCUGCUGGCUUAGCUGUAUUAAGCAGCUUUGGAUUGAUGCUCUUCUGUGGAGUGCCAUUUGUGGUCACUGUAACAAAUGCUCCGUUCCUGAUUCUGGGAGUUGGUGUUGAUGACAUGUUCAUCAUGAUCGCUUCCUGGGAACAAAUCUCAAGGAAAAAAGAGAAAUCCAACGUUCAGUCUCUGUUGGCUGAGACUUAUGCGGAGGCAGCACUUUCUGUGACCAUCACCACUCUCACAGAUGUUUUGGCCUUCUUCAUUGGCACCUGGACUGCUUUUCCAUCUGUGAGAUCUUUUUGCCUCUAUACGGGCACUGCUUUUGUCUUCUGCUAUGUAUAUACCAUGACCUUCUUUGGGGCAGUUCUUGUAUUAAAUCACAAAAGGGAGCAAGGAAACCGACACUGGCUAACUUGUACGCGUGUGAGAGUAGGUGAAGAUCAGGCUGAGAACUCCUGCUUGUACAACGUUUGCUGUAUCGGCAGCUGUUCUGGGCAGUCAUCUCAACCAGCAGAUGAACAUCCAAUGAGCAUAUUCUUUAAAAAGUAUUAUGGCCCUUUCUUGACAAAUACCUGGGUUAAGCUACUCGUGGUGUUGCUCUAUGGAGCAUACUUGGGUGGGAGUGUUUAUGGAUGUACUCAGAUCAGGGAAGGCAUUGAUCUUCGAAAUCUGGCAAAUGAUGACUCUUAUGUUGUUCCAUACUAUGAUGAUGAUGAGAAAUACUUCUCAGAAUAUGGACCCAGGGUCAUGGUUGUCAUUACUGAAAGUGUAGAUUACUGGAAUAAGACAGUUCGUCGUGACAUUGAGAGCUGUGCAGAGAAUUUAGAGAAUAUUUCCUAUGUAGAUGAGAACUACUCAGAGUCAUGGCUGAGAGCAUACACACAACUUGCCGAAAAUGUUCCAAUAAAUAUAGACAGUAAGACUGACUUCUUCAGUAACUUGUCUGCACUGUUCAGCAUGGCUCCCAGUUUUGAGUGGGACAUAAACAAGACUCAGGAUGAAAUAGAAGCUUCACGUUUCUUCAUCCAGACGGUGAACGUGACCUCAGCCGUUGAUGAGAAGAAUCUCCUCAAUCAGUUGAGAGAGAGAGCCAAGCAGUGCAGUAUUCCACUGAUGGUGUAUCACCCAGCAUUCAUCUACUACGACCAGUACCUGGUAAUAGUGCAGAACACGGUCCAGAACGUUGCCGUUGCUGCUGGGGCGAUGCUCGUUGUCUCCCUUCUGCUCAUUCCCAACCCGUUAUGUUGCUUGUGGGUGACUUUUGCUAUAGCUUCUGUUAUAGUGGGUGUUGCUGGUUUCAUGGCAUUUUGGAAUGUCAAUCUUGAUUCCAUAUCCAUGAUCAACCUGGUCAUUUGUAUAGGGUUUUCAGUGGAUUUUUCUGCUCAUAUUUCCUAUGCCUUUGUUACGAGUGGAGAGUCAUCAGCCAAUAAAAGGGCAGUCAAAGCUCUCUCCGUGCUAGGUUACCCAGUAUUACAAGGUGCAUUUUCUACUAUAUUAGGAGUAGUUGUCCUGGCUGCAGCAAAAGCCUACAUCUUUAGGACCUUUUUCAAGAUCAUGUUCCUUGUCAUUUUGUUUGGAUCUCUUCAUGGUCUUGUUUUUAUUCCAGUGUUUUUAACAUUUUUUGGAAACCUUGGUGGAUCACCUCACAAUACCAAAUCUAAAAAGCUAGAGCUUAGCUUGAGAAAUUAUAAAGAUUCUUCGUGA
Acanthisitta chloris (rifleman) is the source of this 1909-nucleotide messenger RNA. It is a transcript of the gene PTCHD3, whose product is annotated as patched domain containing 3. The transcript is spliced from 3 exons. NCBI's taxonomy places the organism in Eukaryota, Metazoa, Chordata, Aves, Passeriformes, Acanthisittidae. Gene Ontology annotation, cellular component: membrane. The annotation marks the transcript as partial. The record is from RefSeq and is a predicted model, not a curated record.